AUGUCGGGUGGCCACAAAAAGUCAGGCAGACGCGAGACCUUUCGCAGUAGAAAACGACAUCCAUCGAAUUUUGCUCCUGGCGGAACAGAAACAGAUCCUCUUAACAUUGAAGUUGAAAUUGCAGAUGUUCUCGACCCAAGCCGUGGUGACGCGAAAAGACGAAAGAUUGAGCAUGACGAACGUGAGAAACGUGCACAGGCAUCGCCAGUGAAACCUCAUCGAAAGGAGCACUCAUCGCCGAUUAAAGGCAAAAAGAAGGAAGAGAAUAAAAAGGAGAGCUCAGCCCACGAAGAAAAAUUAUCCAAAAAAGAAUAUUUCAACAGAAAAUAUCGCUAUGGAAACUUUGACCGCUAUUACGGGAUUCGCCUAAAUCCUGGAGAAACUGAUACUCGCCUGUCAGUGUUUAAAAAGGAAUGGUUCGAGAAAAAGUCGGUUUUAGAUAUUGGCUGUAACGUCGGAUUCCUAACGCUAUCGAUUGCAAAGAAUUUCGAGCCCCGACGAAUUCUGGGAAUCGACAUCGAUGAGCAUUUGAUAGGUGUUGCGCGCAAAAAUAUCCGACAUUAUUGCGACUAUGAAAUUCCACUUCUCGGAAAGUAUCCAGCAUCGUUUGGUUCGCAAUUUGGUCCCGUCACUCAAGAACCACGAUCAUUUUCAACAAAAUUCCCGGAUAAUGUGUGGUUCCGCAAAGAGAAUUACGUGCUCGACAAUGAGGACGAAAUUUCAAUGAUCGAAAAUGAGUUCGACGUGAUUCUCGCGUUAAGCAUCACGAAAUGGAUUCAUCUGAAUUGGGGCGACGAUGGAAUGCGAAAGUUUCUCAAACGAGCCUAUCAGCAACUUCUUCCAGGGGGCAGAUUGAUCAUUGAACCUCAGCCAUUUGAAAGCUAUCGAAAACGUGCUAAAAUGAACGAAGAGCUCAAGUCGAAUUAUUCGAAAAUCGAGUUUAAGCCAGAAGAUUUUGAAAUGUAUUUACUCGAGGAGAUCGGGUUCGAAUCUGUCGAGCAUUUGGGUGCCCCAUGCGCUAAAUCCAAAGGAUUUGAACGAUAUAUCGAUGUAUAUCUGAAGCCGCUCAAGCCUGCUUCAAAUUAA
Caenorhabditis bovis is the source of this 1086-nucleotide messenger RNA. The record is from the annotation of a GenBank genome assembly. Lineage: Eukaryota; Metazoa; Nematoda; Chromadorea; Rhabditida; Rhabditidae.